Molecule: messenger RNA, 727 nt
Organism: Drosophila persimilis
Lineage: Eukaryota; Metazoa; Arthropoda; Insecta; Diptera; Drosophilidae
Gene: Capa
Product: cardio acceleratory peptide 2b
Exons: 3
Coding region: 54-521 (155 amino acids)
Source: RefSeq, a predicted model, not a curated record
GCCAACAGUUUUAGAACUACAAGAAAUAGUCUUAGCAAUCUUAUUUUUUCAAAAUGAAAGCCAUUUUCAGUCUGUACAACAUUGUUAGUGCGAUUUUGCUGCUCGUUUUGCUGGCAGAAUUCAGUACGGCAGAACUGAACCAUGACAAGAAUCGGCGUGGUGCCAACAUGGGACUCUACGCGUUCCCCCGCGUCGGCCGCAGCGAUCCCAGCCUGGCCAACAGUCUGCGCGAUGCCAGUGAUGCAGCGGUAUUCGACGGCCUUUACGGUGAUGCCUCCCAGGAGGACUACAACGAGGCGGACUAUCAAAAGCGGGCUGGUCUAGUCGCGUUUCCGCGCGUGGGACGCAGUGAUGCCGAGCUACGCAAGUUUGCCCACCUCCUGGCCCUGCAACAGGUGCUGGACAAGCGUACCGGCCCCAGUGCCUCCUCGGGGCUCUGGUUUGGACCUCGUCUGGGCAAGCGAAGCGUUGACGCAAAGGCCUUUUCCGAUGCCAGCAAGGGACAGCAGGAAUUCAACUAAGCCGUGUCCUCCAGGACACCGGCGCAACGAAUAGGAAUCGACACGACGAAGAGGAUACACAUUCGGCAUGUUAUCAUACAAUAAUUAUUACUACUUCUACGUACGAGUUCUACUAACGAGAUCAGCUUCUAAUUUAACAUUGUAAUGGGUACAACACACUACACACGUAAUAAAUAAUGAGCUGAUCAGAGCUUUUAUAAAAUUAA